GGAGAAGAAAAGAAGGAGAAUAGAGGAGCUGCUGGCUGAGAAGUUAGUGCUGCUGGGAGGCCGGGGUCCUCUCCGGAGACCCCCGCCUCCCCCUAAUCCCAGGCCUAGGGGACCAGCCGCAGCGGGCCCGAGGGUGCUGGGAGGGGGUCACCUGGAGCAGGCCGCGCGUCCUCACCCCUGACCCCGUCCCCAGCUCGAGCCACCGGCCGGCUGCUCCCUGGCUAUGCUCCUGCAAAAGCCACCCGGUACUCCCCUCUUCCUCCAACCCAAAUUGUCAGAGCUGUGACCUUGUGGCAAGUGAAUCCAAUCUAAAUCUAAAUGGACACGAGGCCUGUUUUGGGUCCUUGAUGAACACUGAGACAAUAGUACACAUAAACUUUUUAUGAACACUCCGUGAAUCAGGAAUUGUGUUAAAACUUGUCAUUUUUGCAAGGUAAUUGGGUCUUAAAGGACACGGCAACUCACUUGCUCUCUCAUUUACCACACAACCUGUAUUAAAUACUUAGUUUUUUUUGAUGCCGCAGACUUUAAAAUUCUUUUCAUAUGGCCAAUCCUACGUGAUUCCUCUCCCCGCCCUCCGUGGGAAGGGGGAAAAAAUACUCGUGUAUUGGGUGUGGUGAUUCAUAAUUUCUGUGUCAGCUCUCAGUAGUACUUUGGUCUUUUCCAUGCCCCUCCCUAUGGGUGAAUUUCAAAUGCAAGGGCUCACCCUUUCUCACCGCUUAAUUCCCAACUCAGCACGAAAUAACAAAGUUUGAGCGCUUGCUGUCUGCCAAGAGCAGCCCCUAAGUUCAAUACCUGAUGAUCUCUUUACCUCAUGACCAUCAGAAGUAGUUGCAGUCUACAGCUGAAGUUUCUGACAGUUAAGGAAUCUUCUCAAAGCUAGAGUGUGCUUGGUUAUGGCGUGAGACCCAGCAUUGCAUCAGAACAUCAGCUAUGCAAUAAUGGCUGUUGAUGGUGGGUGUGGGGACACUGGAGACUGGGAAGGUCGCUGGAACCAUGUAAAGAAGUUCCUCGAGCGGUCUGGACCCUUCACACACCCCGAUUUCGAACCAAGCACUGAAUCACUCCAGUUCUUGUUAGAUACAUGUAAAGUUCUAGUCAUUGGAGCUGGUGGCUUAGGAUGUGAGCUUCUGAAAAAUCUGGCAUUAUCUGGUUUUAGACAGAUUCAUGUUAUAGACAUGGACACUAUAGAUGUUUCCAAUUUAAAUAGACAGUUUUUAUUUAGGCCUAAAGAUGUCGGAAGACCCAAGGCUGAAGUUGCUGCAGAAUUCCUAAAUGACAGAGUUCCUAACUGCAACGUGGUACCACAUUUCAACAAGAUACAAGAUUUUAACGACACUUUCUACCGACAAUUUCAUAUCAUUGUAUGUGGCCUGGACUCUAUCAUAGCGAGAAGAUGGAUCAAUGGAAUGCUGAUAUCUCUUCUAAAUUAUGAAGAUGGUGUGUUGGAUCCAAGCUCCAUUGUACCUUUGAUAGAUGGGGGGACAGAAGGCUUUAAAGGGAAUGCCCGAGUGAUUUUGCCUGGAAUGACCGCUUGUAUUGAGUGCACUCUGGAACUUUACCCACCACAGGUCAAUUUCCCCAUGUGUACCAUUGCAUCUAUGCCCAGGCUCCCAGAACACUGUAUCGAGUAUGUGAGGAUGUUGCAAUGGCCUAAAGAGCAGCCUUUUGGAGAUGGGGUUCCAUUAGAUGGAGAUGACCCUGAACAUAUUCAGUGGAUUUUCCAAAAGUCCAUAGAGAGAGCAUCACAAUAUAAUAUUAGAGGCGUUACCUACAGACUCACUCAAGGGGUGGUAAAACGAAUCAUUCCUGCAGUAGCUUCUACAAAUGCAGUCAUUGCAGCUGUGUGUGCCACUGAGGUUUUCAAGAUAGCUACAAGUGCGUACAUUCCCCUUAAUAACUACCUGGUAUUCAAUGAUGUAGAUGGGCUGUACACUUACACGUUUGAAGCAGAGAGAAAGGAAAACUGUCCAGCAUGUAGCCAACUUCCUCAAAACAUUCAGUUUUCCCCAUCAGCUAAACUACAGGAGGUCUUAGACUACCUAACCAACAGUGCUUCUCUGCAAAUGAAGUCUCCGGCUAUCACAGCCACAUUAGAGGGGAAGAACAGGACACUUUACUUACAGUCAGUAACGUCUAUUGAAGAACGAACCAGGCCCAAUCUUUCCAAAACAUUAAAAGAACUGGGACUAGUUGAUGGACAAGAACUGGCUGUUGCUGAUGUCACUACACCACAGACUGUACUAUUCAAACUUCAUUUUACUUAAGGAAAAUAAAUCUGCACAUAAUAGAAAAUUCAUAGAAAUAAUAUACUUUAUAAAUGAUAUGAAAUUGAAGAGCCUGGAAGAUGAGGCAGAGGGGAACAUCCAAGAAAGGAAAUUUAAUUGGUGUCAUUUUUAGCAUUAGUGUGGCUAGAAUUUGACUUUUAUAUAUAUACAUAUAUAUAAAAAAGGACUGACUCUUUUUUAACUUUAUAAGUUUCUCUUGAAGACUGAACUUUGGGGUUGGGCUAGCAAGCAUUUUCAUUUUAUUACUAUGGAAAGCUAUGCCUUCAGGAGAGAUUAUGAACAAGUGUGUUGCUUCUUUAAAGCAGGACAAACACUGUCUUGUGUGUGAGUUUGUUGUGGUCAAAGAGCAUAUUCCUCAGCGUGUAUCUGAAAUCCACAUGUGUAGAAAUGUCUCCUGGGAUGGAAAUGAGGAGCUAUGUCUGAAGAAUAGUAAAUAUUCACAGCCUGACAUCUAGAGUAUAUCAAACAUAGGCAGUGUCUUCAUUGCUACUCAUAUAAUUGUGACUAUCCAUGUGUGUAUUAAUUAUUGCAGAAUUUAACUUGUCCAUGAUAAUUUGUAAACAGUAUUAUAGAUUCAUACCUGUGCAUGAAAAUACAAAAUAUUUUCAUGUAUUUGUUUGCAAUGCCACAGAGACCAGUAUGCACAAAUUUAAACCAAGACAUGGCUGUUCAAAGAAAAUUAAUGUUUAAACAGUUAUCAUUGAUGCUUUUGCACUAUUUAUUAAUAAAAUUGUACAUUGUCUUUUUAUUGGAAAACUUAAAGUAUAUCAAUAAUAGUAAAUAACUUUA
Mus musculus (house mouse) is the source of this 3077-nucleotide messenger RNA. RefSeq names its product ubiquitin-like modifier activating enzyme 3 (gene Uba3). Gene Ontology annotation, molecular function: NEDD8 activating enzyme activity; ubiquitin-like modifier activating enzyme activity. The coding region runs from base 942 to 2267 and encodes 441 amino acids. Gene Ontology annotation, biological process: protein neddylation. The record is from RefSeq and is a predicted model, not a curated record. The transcript has 17 exons. Lineage: Eukaryota; Metazoa; Chordata; Mammalia; Rodentia; Muridae.